Molecule: messenger RNA, 8759 nt
Organism: Coregonus sp. 'balchen'
Lineage: Eukaryota; Metazoa; Chordata; Actinopteri; Salmoniformes; Salmonidae
Source: the annotation of a GenBank genome assembly
AUGGACAUUGAAGCAACAAGAACAUUACCCUUACUCAACUCAUCAAACAUGACUGAAAUGGCCUAUGGCUCCGGUGCAAACAUUAUUGAUGUGCUCUUGUAUGGCAGCAACUUUGUCCCUGUCAAAAGGAUAGACACUGGCGAUGGUAUGAAAUCCAGAUUUUUUUCUUGUAAUUCUUUAAAAUUCAUGUUAUGUUCUUUCGUUUGACCAUCUUGUAAGAGUUAAAAUGUAUUUUUAAAAUUAUUUCAGGUAUGUUUUUUUCAGUGGGUAAACUGUGCAUCCAUAUGGGUUGUUUCUAUGAUCGGCGACUUGAAACUCAACUCUCCUAAAUUCCAUCCGUUGGCAAUGCUGGGAGGAGCAAUCUGGGCCACAGGUACGACUCCAACUUUUUAAGCUGCACCAAACCUGCACACAGAUAUCAAAUGGAUUGGGCCUACACUCUGAACUACUGAAAUGUUUUCAUCAAUGUUGUCCCCAUAGUAAAAGCCAUUGGAUUUGGACUUGGAAUUUCUAUUUGGGGAUCCAGCAGUUUGCAUAUAGGCUGGGCAAGUUCAAGGUAAGUUAAUUGCAGGACUUUCACAUAAUAAUCAUAUUUUCAAUAAGUCAUCGUACAGGUUACUGCCAAAAUAAAGGAAACACUUGAGUGAAUGAAGGAUACAUAUUGAAAGCAGGUGCUUCCACACAGGUGUGGUUCCUGAGUUGAUUAAGCAAUUAACAUCCCAUCAUACUUAGGGUCAUGUAUAAAAAUGGCCAGUUGCCUAUUAUUUUGGCUACCAUGGCUAGAAGAGAUCUCAUUGAAUUUGAAAGAGGUGCAUAGGGGGUUUAAAUGGUGUGUGUAUGUGUUUCUCAGUCACAAGAUCUCAAACCAAUUGAACACUUAUGGCCGAUUCUGGAGGGGCGCCUGAGACAGCGUUUUCGACCACCAUCAACAGAACACUAAAUUAUGGUAUUUCUUGUGGAAGACUGGUGUUGCAUCCCUCCAACGUAGUUCCAGACACUUAUAGAAUCUAUGCCAAGGCGUAUUGAAGUUGUUCUGGUUUGUGGUGGCCCAACGCCCUAUUAAGACACUUUAUUUUGGUGUUUCUUUUAUUUUGGCAAUUACAUGUACAGUGAGGGAAAAAAGUAUUUGAUCCCCUGCUGAUUUUGUACGUUUGCCCACUGACAAAGACAUGAUCAGUCUAUAAUUUUAAUGGUAGGUUUAUUUGAACAGUAAGAGACAGAAUAACAACAACAAAAUCCAGAAAAACGCAUGUCAAAAAUGUUAUAAAUUGAUUUGCAAUUUAAUGAGGGAAAUAAGCAUUUGACCCCCUCUCAAUCAGAAAGAUUUCUGGAUCCCAGGUGUCUUUUAUACAGGUAACGAGCUGAGAUUAGGAGCACACUCUUAGAGGGAGUGCUCCUAAUCUCAGUUUGUUACCUGUAUAAAAGACACCUGUCCACAGAAGCAAUCAAUCAAUCAGAUUCCAAACUCUCCACCAUGGCCAAGACCAAAGAGCUCUCCAAGGAUAUCAGGGACAAGAUUGUAGACCUACACAAGGCUGGAAUGGGCUACAAGACCAUCGCCAAGCAGCUUGGUGAGAAGGUAAAAACAGUUGGCAAUUCGCAAAUGGAAGAAACACAAAAUAACUGUCAAUCUCCCUCGGCCUGGGGCUCCAUGCAAGAUCUCACCUCGUGGAGUUGCAAUGAUCAUGAGAACGGUGUGGAAUCAGCCCAGAACUACACGGGAGGAUCUUCUCAAUGAUCUCAAGGCAGCUGAGACCAAAGUCACCAAGAAAACAAUUGGUAAUACACUACGCCGUGGAGGACUGAAAUCCUGCAGCGCCCGCAAGGUCCCCCUGCUCAAGAAAGCACAUAUACAGGGCCGUCUGAAGUUUGCUAAUGAACAUCUGAAUGAUUCAGAGGAGAACUGGGUGAAAGUGUUGUGGUCAGAUGAGACCAAAAUCGAGCUCUUUUGCAUCAACUCAACUCGCCGUGUUUGGAGGAGGAGGAAUGCUGCAUAUGACCCCAAGAACACCAUCCCCACCGUCAAACAUGGAGGUGGAAACAUUAUGCUUUGGGGGUGUUUUUCUGCUAAGGGGACAGGAUAACUUCACCGCAUCAAAGGGACGAUGGACGGGGCCAUGUACCGUCAAAUCUUGGGUGAGAACCUCCUUCCCUCAGCCAGGGCAUUGAAAAUGGGUCGUGGGUGGGUAUUCCAGCAUGACAAUGACCCAAAACACACGGCCAAGGCAACAAAGGAGUGGCUCAAGAAGAAGCACAUUAAGGUCCUGGAGUGGCCUAGCCAGUCUCUAGACCUUAAUCCCAUAGAAAAUCUGUGGAGGAAGCUGAAGGUUCAAGUUGCCAAACGUCAGCCUCGAAACCUUAAUGACUUGGAGAAGAUCUGCAAAGAGGAGUGGGACAAAAUCCCUCCUGAGAUGUGUACAAACCUGGUGGCCAACUACAAGAAACGUCUGACCUCUGUGAUUGCCAACAAGGGUUUUGCCACCAAGUACUAAAUCAUGUUUUGCAGAGGGGUCAAAUACUUAUUUCCCUCAUUAAAAUGCAAAUCAAUUUAUAACAUUUUUGACAUGCGUUUUUCUGGAUUUUUUUGUUGUUAUUCUGUCUCUCACUGUUCAAAUAAACCUACCAUUAAAAUUAUAGACUGAUCAUGUCUUUGUCAGUGGGCAAACGUACAAAAUCAGCAGGGGAUCAAAUACUUUUUUCCCCUCACUGUAAAGUGUCAGUUCACUUUAAAAAAAAUGGGAAUUCAUAUUUAGUAGUCUUGAAUUCAAUACCAUUUCAAAGGGGAAUAUGGUCUUAGAAUACCAAUUGCGUCAGAAGUAAUUAUAUUUUAUUUCAACAGGUUUGGAUGGUUUGGUAUUGAAGCGCAGGAUGUUGCCAGACCGGUAUUGAACUACUGUGGUGCUGGUUUGUGCUUGUUGAGGUAAUGCGUCAUGAAAGGACUUAAUCCAAUACCUUCAGAAUAGUCUUCUUAUUAGUCAAUUUGUUCAGUAUUUCAGUUAAAGAUGCAGUCCAGGAUCUUAAGCACAACAGAUUUGUAACAUAUAUGAAUAGCGCUUUUUUUCUUGAGCAGAUGGCCGGAGGCCAGAACAUAAUUAAAAAUCAUUUUUGAUUGCAAAUUGACCGCAAGAAGCCCAAACAGAUGUAAUAUUUGACUAAAAACAUUUGUAUAUGAUCACAUACAGUGCCUUCAGAAACUAUUCAUACCCCUUGACUUAUUCCACAUUUUGUUGUUACAGCCUGAAAAUUGAUUGAAUUACUUUUUUUUUUCUCACUCAACUACACACAAUACCCCAUAAUGACAAAGAGAAAACAUGUUUUUAGAAAUUUUAGCAAAUUUAUUGAAAAUGAAAUACAGAAAUAUCUCAUUUAAUAAGUAUUCUCACCCCUGAAUCAAUACUUUGUAGAAGCACCUUUUGCAGAGAUUACAGCUGUGAGUCUUCCUGGGUAAGUCUCUAAGAGCUUUCCACACUUGGAUUGUGCAACAUUUUCCCAUUAUUAUUUUCAAAAAUUCUUAGUUCCUUCAGAUUGGUUGUCGAUCAUUGCUAGACAACCAUUUUCAUAUCUUGCCAUAGAUUUUCAAGCAGAUUUAAAUCAAAACUGUAACUUCGCCACUCAGGAAUAUUGAGUGUCUUCUUGGUAAGCAACUCAUGUGUUGAUUUGGCCUUGUUUUAGGUUAUUGUCCUGCUGAAAGGUGAAUUCAUCUCCCAGUGUCUGGUGGAAAGCAGAAUGAACCAGGUUUUCCUCUAGGAUUUUGCCUGUGCUUAGCUCCAUUCCAUUUCUUUUUUUAUCCUGAAAAAAUCCCCAGUAAUGUGAUACUCAGUAAUGUGUUGAAUUGGAUUUGUCCCAAACCUAACACUUUGUAUUCAGGACAAAAAGUGAAUUGCUUUGCCACAUUUUUUGAAGUAUUACUUUAGUGCCUUGUUGCAAACAGGAUGCAUGCUUCCUUCUUUUCACUCUGUCAUUUAGGUUAGUAUUGUGGAGUAACUACAAUGUAGUUGAUCCAUCCUCAGUUUUCUCCUAUCACAGCCAUUAAACUCUGUAACUGUUUUAAAGUCACCACUGAACUCAUGGUUAAAUCCCUGGGCGGUUUCCUUCCUCUCCGGCAACUGGGUUAGGAAGGACGCCUGUAUCUUUGUAGUGACUGGGUGUAUUGAAACACCAUCCAAAGUGUAAAUAAUAACUUCACCAUGCUCAAAGGAAUAUUCAAUGUCUGCUUCUUUUAUUUUUACCCAUCUACCAAUAGCUGCCCUUCUUUGCGAGGCAUUGGAAAACCUCCCUGGUCUUUGUGGUUGAAUCUGUGUUUUAUAUUUACUGCUCUACUGGGGGACCUUACAGAUAAUUGUAUGUGUGGGGUACAGAGAUAAGGCAGUCAUUCAAACAGGGCCGGCCCCCUCAUUAGGUAGGAUUAGGAGCCCGCUUAUGGCAUUUUUCUGAGCUAAACUGACCAAGACACACCUCCAAUAACACAUAAACGUCACAUUCUUCCCCAAAAUAAUGACAAUUUCUUUCAACCAGUGGCAUAUGGGCUUUUUAGGUUUGCGCUGAUGCCGCCUUAUGAUAAGCAGUGCCCACUUUGUCAAAGGCAGGGACACAAAAUAUGUAUUGUCCAUUCCCAGUGUGACUCUCCAGGGUGCUGUUGGAGAGCUGCAUCGCUCCACCAACAUUACGUCAAAUAAAUAAUCCAACAUAAACCAUGUAGCAGAUAUAGGAUAUGGUGGAAAGAGUAUGUGGCCUUUUCUGUAGCCAACAGGCUGGAGAUAAAAUGUAUGACAAUGUAAUGAGACUGAAACAUUUUAGGCUACAUCCUGCAGGUUUCUCCGAUCAAAUUGACUAACCUAAAUGGCGCCCAAUCAAAUAAAACAUAUGCUGACAUGUUAACAAACAUAUCCUAAAAACAGGUCAAAGUAAAAUGGACAAUAUGGAAUGGACAAUCAAGCAACUAACAACUGCUGUCCAGGAGUUUCAUCCCUGUGGGCUAAAUUGUGGUUUCAAGUUUGUAUCAGUCAAUGUUUUACAAGCUGAUCAUCGCGAAAAAGAAAAUAAUUCUGCAUUUCCCACUGUGUAAACACAUUGCAAAUAGGCUCAGGAUAAGUCCUCCUGAUGAAGUUGGGUAGCUGAUAUUUAGAGCUUAAAUAGCGACAGGAAUCAGGACUAAUAAAGCCAAUCCAACGGCUUGUUUUACAAACGGUGGGCCUACCACAUGGAUGGGAAUUCCUAAAAUUCCAUUGUGGGGCCGACAUGGUAGGCUACACCCCAGUAAGCAUGGACCCACUUCUUUUGGACACAUUUAUUUUUGUCUCGCCUAGGGUGGCAGAAAGGCCAGGACCUGCCCUGCAUUCAAAAGUCAUGUUAAACACUAUUAUUGCACACAGUGAGUCCUUGCAAUUUAUUAUGUGACUUGUUAAGUACAUUUUUACUCCUGAACUUAUUUUGGCUUGCCAUAACAAAGGGGUUGAAUACAUGAUUCCACUUUGACAUUAUAUUUACAUUUUAGUCAUUUAGCAGACGCUCUUAUCCAGAGCGACUUACAGUUAGUGAAUACAUAUUUUUUUAUACUGGCCCCCCAUGGGAAUCGAACCCACAACCCUGGCGUUGCAAACGCCAUGCUCUAUCAACUGAGCUACAUCCCUGCCGGCCAUUCCCUCCCCUACCCUGGACGACGCUGGGCCAAUUGUGCGCCGCCCAUGAGUCUCCCGGUCGCGGCCGGCUACGACAGAGCCUGGAUUCGAACCAGGAUCUCUAGUGGCACAGUUAGCACUGCGAUGCAGUGCCUUAGACUUAUGGGGUAUUGUGUGUAACACAACGUGGAAAAAGUCAAUGGGUGUGAAUACUUUCUAAAGGCAUUGUAAGUCUCGCUAUUAUGAGUGGGAAUGCAUGGGAACAUAUUUCCUAAAUUAAAAUCACUUAGAGCUGAUUUCCUGGUGUUUUUACAGUCUUAUGUUCCCCCCUCAGAACAUGGGGGGCCAAAUAAAACCACCUGCAGGCCGAAGCUGCGGGCCGCCAGUUGGGGAACCCUGUCAUGGGACAUGGAUGACGUAGUACACAAACUGGGACCUGUUUUGGCUCGCGAGCACCACAUUCAAAACUACUGGAUGAAAUUAUACAACAGCUCUGGAGUAUCACUUUAAUACUAGUCUAAUUGAAGCUCUCAUGACAAUCAUAUGGCAUUGUUUCGUUUCCAGUGGAAUAAUAUUUUUGUUUGUGAAGACUGAUGUUGGAGAACAUUCCGAAUCCAUCCCCAUACUGAUUGACAGGGUCAGGGUGCUUGACAUUUGGGAAGUCUAAAUACUUUUGCUCAGUAAUAGCCAUGCAGUAUCAAUUCAGUUCAAUUAAAAAAACUAUUUAUCCCAGGGGGCAAUUACUUUGGACACAUGUCAGACCGCAGCAACGACGACAUGACAGCAUACCACAAAUUACAUGCCACAGACAGCAACUUCACAGCAAGAUAACGCAUGAUAUAACGCCCAAUACAUUACCACACAUAGCAGCUAAUGACCGGUCUAUCUAAAAAGUAUGUCAUGACUGUAACUGCUCUCUAGAAAUAUCAGUGCUACACAAACAGCACUGUAGGGUGAGUUGAAUUAUCAAUUCUCCUGCCACCACAGGACAGACUUCUCACAACUCCAGAGAUGUAUUUUAAAGAUUGCAUUGAGAUGACAGUGUGUGACUGCUGUGCUGAUUUUCUUAUGUACUGUACUGACGAUUUUAUCUGUACUUGACAGGGUGAACUCUGGUAGCUAUAGGUUUUCGGUGUCCUGGGUGGAUGCCAUAGGACCAAAGACAAAAUGCUGUGUGUGAGUACACCCCUAAAUCACUCCUGUUCUCUUCACUUUCACAAUGAAACAGUGUAAGCUGCUAUACUGUAUGGUGUGUAUCAUACGCUGGGACUGAAGCAGGCCUACACAGGAUUUUGCAGAAGUCAUGGUUAAAGUCAAUUGAUUUGGACAUUUUCUUUAUUUUUUUUUUUGACUUGACAAGGGCCUGACCUUUCUGACAUUGGGCUUACUCAAGUUACUUAGUUACACGUCUUGCAAUUUCCCAUGCGGUCAUAGAAACUCACCUCUUCCCUAUGUGUAAUGCUGAAGAGGGACAGGUCUCGACAGCAAUGUGCUACGUUAACAAAUACUUUAUCAUGAACCUAAUGCGCUUUUAAUUUUCCAAUAUCCUAGAUCUUGACUGUGUUUGCCAUAUGCUGUGACAUGUUCCUAACCAGCACAGUGUAUUUCUCCAUCUACUGUGCAGCCACGAGGAACAGACCCAGGGUGUUGUCCAGAGCCAUCCUGCCAGGUGCUCAGUCUCUCCACUCAAAAUGAUACCCCCCGGGCAUUUUAAUUCUCUCCCCUUCUUGCUGAACUGUGCCCUAAAUUGCUCACUCCCCCCUCCUGUAUUUGAAAGUAUUGGAUUGAUGCAAUCAUGGGGGUUUCUAUCAUAAUUAUUUCACGCCACCAGUCAAUUCUUUUUUUAAUUCAUGAUGGGGGUGGGUCAAGUGCUGGGUUAGAGAAUUGUGCUGUUUUAGAGACUUGGGCCAGGUUUGAUAAUUCUAUGUACAAUAUGAUUUUAUUUUGUAAAGGAGGGUGUUUCUGAAUGUCUUUCUCCUGUGUUCAGGUUUUUUGUCAGGUCUGAUGUUGAAAUUGGCCACCUACUGCUGGUUUCUGACUAACCACUACCUUAGUCCCGUGGUCACCUUUCCCAUCGUCUCUGCAGUGAGUUCACAUUUGGGAUGCCCCUUGACAUAUCAUUGCUAGAUGACUCAUUCUUAGUGUAGCACACAGCUUGUGCUUGUGUAUGUGUUUAGGUUUUGACAUUGAGAUUCCGUCAUGUCCUCUUACAGAAUAUACUUUUUUUGAGAAUGUGUUACCAUUCCUGGUAAUGGAGAACCUGACAAUAGUCCUUUGCAAACGUAAGGUGUAGGUCAUCCUAUCUUUCAAUCAACAUAAUUCAAUCAAUAUUCAAAGGGUUUUCCUCUGUCCUUAGGAUUAUGGUCUAAUCACAGCUCUGUACGGAAGUCUGGUUUUCAAAGACGUCAAAGUAAGUAUCCCGGCGUGAACACAUUUUAAUGAAUCGAUUGGUCUAAGAAACUGCCUCAGCUCCUGGGAACAAGGCACACUUGACAAUUGCUGAAAUUGAAGUAUGAACUUUCUCAACCCUUUAUGUAAUUUUGCAGACAGACAAAAUCAACCUCCCCUUCGAUUUUCUGCCCUAAUUUCGCUGUGCUGAUAGAGUACAUUUGUUCAAUCUGCCCAGCCCAUUCCUUUUGACACCAACUGAUUCAGAGUACUAUCAUCUAAUUCAGUUCUGAUUAGCUCGCCCCAGGCUAGAUAUUUUGAGACUUCUCUCUGAUUACGCUCCCGUUUUCAACACAAUUCCACUCGCUCAUCGAUACCCUAAAGCACGAUUUCCCCAACUCGGUCCUGGGCCUCCCCCCGGGUGCACAUUUGGUUUUUGCCCUAGUACUACACAGCUGAUUCAAAUAAUCAAAGCUUGAUGGUGAGUUGGUUAUUUGAAUCAGCUGUGUAGUACUAGGGCAAAAACCAAACUAUGCACCCAGGGUGGGCCCCAGGACCGAGUUUGGGGAAACGCUGCCCUAAAGUGUGCCACCCCAAUUUGACACUGUGUUUCUGGUGUGACAUGCCAUCAGAUAUUUGUGGUGUUAACUAAUGCUUGUCUCUUUUCAGGGCCUGGUAAACUGCUUCAUCUUCAUAGUAGCCUCCUGUGUUGUCCUGACUGGAUCACUGCUGACGGCCUUCUCCAAGGUGUAG